AUGUGGCGGUGUACCCUCCUUUCUCUUCUGUUUGUCUGUGUCUCUGGGUCUGCCCUUCCUGGACCGAGAGCCUGGCUGUUGCCAAGGCAGAGCCCUCGCUUUGACCGUCCUGGAGAUGUCACGGUGGGGGGCAGUUUCUCCAUCUUUUCCUUCUCUAAUGGCACCAUGUGUGAUUUCAGUGCCCCACCGGCCAGGCUGCAGGCUUCAAGUGUCUCCAACUGGGGCUACAGGGUGGCCCAGAGUUUUGUUGCCAUUGAGGAGAUUAAUAGGAGUGCUCACUUGUUGCCCAAUGUGACCCUGGGCUUCUCCAUUCGAAACUGGGACUCAGUGCAUGGAGCCCUCCAUGAAACGAUGAGCUUUCUCACAGGGCAGGAGGAUCCCAUCCCCAACUACGUGUGUCAGCAUGGCUCUCCUCAGGCCGCCUUGGUUGGGGACACACGGUCAUCGCUGUCUGUGUCCAUGGCCAGACUUCUGGGACUGUACAAGUUUCCUCAGAUCAGUUACUCAUCUUCACUGCCCAGCCUGAGUGACAAGAUCCAGUUCCCAUCCUUCCUUAGGACGCUGACUAGUGACCUAAUAUCCUCCCGUGCAGUUACCCAGCUGAUAAUUCAUUUCCAGUGGUCUUGGGUGAUCGUUCUGGCCAAUGAUGAUGAGUUUGGGCAGCAGGCCAGCUCUCUGGCCACUGAGGUGCUGAGCCCAGCUGGUGUGUGCAUUGAGUUCCACCUCUAUGUCCCUUCUGACCAGUCCUUGGGGAAGAUUGAAGAGACUGUCCAGAAGAUGCAGAAAUGCACCGCCAAGGUUGUUCUGGUUUUCUUAAGCAACUCGAAUUUUGAGUCCAUCUUGUACGGUUUACUGGGUACAAAUGUCUCAGGCCAUGUGUGGGUCAGCACGGACACUCUGCACAUGGCUCUCGCUCUGACUGUUCCAGGCAUUUCCCAGGUCUUGCAAGGCACAUUUGGCCUUCUGUAUCACAGCAGCAGGGCAAUUGGCUUCCCUGAAUUCCUUGCUCAGCUGCGCCCUAGCCAGACCCCUGAAGACAUGUUUAUAAAGAAGUUCUGGGAGUUCACCUUUGAUUGUUCAUGGCCUCAGCAGAACAGCACAGUGACAGAGGGAGUUCAUUUCUGCUCCGGGAAUGAGAGUCUGAAACACAAGCGGCAUCCUUUCCAAGAACUGAGUAAAAUCGAUGCUGCCUACACAGCUGUCUACAGCAUUGCCCAUGUCCUGCAUGAUGUGUUAUCCUGUGGGCACCAGAAAAGGAAAUGUAUGGACUCCCAGGACUUCCAUCCCUGGCAGCUGCUUCAUGCCCUCAGAAAGGUGCACUUCAAGACUCCUGAUGGAAGUGAGAUUAUGUUUGAUGACAAUGGAGAUUUGGUGACAACGUUUGACAUUUUCCAUGGGCAGAAGACCCCUGAGGGUGUAUUCCAUUUGGUCAAUGUAGGCACGAUAGACCCUCAGGCUUCUUCUGAGAACAAAAUGAUGGUCCAUUUGAAGGAAGAUCUCCACGUGCCCACCUCAAACUGCAGUGAAAGCUGCCUUCCAGGGUUUAGCCAAGUUCGUCCGGGAGCCCCCCACUGCUGUUUUGAUUGCAGUCCCUGCCCCGAGGGACACUUUGCAGACCAAAGAGACAUGAAGAGAUGUCUUCAGUGCCCCAAGGAGCAGUACUCAAGCCACACCAGAGACCGUUGCCUGCCCAGGACAGAGAUCUUCCUGGCCUUUGAGGAACCUCUGGGAUUCAUACUGGCUCUGGUGUAUCUUCUGUGUGGUAUGGCUGUCCUGGUCCUUGGAGUGUUCCUGAAGCGGGACACACCUGUGGUGAGGGCCAACAACAGAGCUCUCAGCUACUUACUCUCUGAUCUCUCUUUCCCCUGUGCCCUGUGUGCCUUGCUGUUCCUAGGCCGACCCAGUGUCACCACAUGCCUCCUCCGUCAGACCACCUUUGCCGUGGUGUUCACGGUGGCUGUCUCCUCUGUUCUGGCCAAGACUGUCACAGUGGUCCUGGCCUUCAGGGUCACCAGGCCAGGGGGCAGGAUCCGGGUAUGCCUGAGCCCUGGUGCUUCCUCCUCAGUGGUCCUCAUUGCUUCCUUAAUUCAGGUUGUUCUUUGUGGGGUCUGGUUGGCCACCUCCCCACCAUUCCCACACAAGGAUAUGGUCUCGGAACCCCAACACAUUGUCAUCCAGUGCCAGGAGGGUUCUGGCACCAUCUUCUUCUGUGUGCUUGGCUACUUGGGUUUCCUGGCAGGGGGUACCUUCUCUGUGGCUUUUCUGGCCAGGGCCCUGCCAGAUGUCUUCAAUGAGACUAAGUAUCUCACCUUUAGCAUGCUGCUGUUCUGCAGUGUCUGGACAGCCUUCCUGCCCCUGUACCACAGUGCCCGGGGCAAGUCCACUGUGGCUGUAGAGAUCUUCUCCAUCCUGGCUUCCACUGCUGGGCUUCUGGGUGGCAUCUUUAUCCCCAAGUGCUACAUCAUUUUGCUGAAGCCUGAGAAGAACACCCCUGCCUGGCUAAAGCAAGGCCACCAGGCACAGCAGUCACUUGACAUGUUGUCCCUGUCCCACCUGGGCCACUCUACAGAUCAGUGCCUGAGCCACCUGGGCACAGCUGCUCCUUCCUUGCCGGCCCUUAGGAGACGCGUGCCCAUUGUCGCUCUUCUUAUAGUCGCAGGUGAUGAUGGCAAGAUCUGUUCCCUGGAUGCCAGAAGGCUAGCAACCUCAGGGAGACGGGAUAAAAAACAAGGCUCUGGGGUUUUUGUGGCCACCAAGUCCACCCCACUUCGCUACAAGCCUGUGGACCUAGAUUUCCCCGUGUGGCCUUAA
Molecule: messenger RNA, 2811 nt
Organism: Acomys russatus (golden spiny mouse)
Lineage: Eukaryota; Metazoa; Chordata; Mammalia; Rodentia; Muridae
Product: vomeronasal type-2 receptor 26-like
Biological process (GO): G protein-coupled receptor signaling pathway
Cellular component (GO): membrane
Molecular function (GO): G protein-coupled receptor activity
Source: RefSeq, a predicted model, not a curated record